This is a messenger RNA of Suillus discolor, 328 nucleotides long. RefSeq lists its product as uncharacterized. The annotation marks the transcript as partial. The transcript is spliced from 3 exons. The record is from RefSeq and is a predicted model, not a curated record. Lineage: Eukaryota; Fungi; Basidiomycota; Agaricomycetes; Boletales; Suillaceae.
AUGUCCCUUUCUGGGUGUGUUGGCGUAACCGUGUUAUAUUUGAUAAAUCUCCCCUGUUCGGCAAUGCUCAGCAGCACUCCGCACGGUGGCGAAGCAUCGUCUGAGCUCUCUGAAACACGCUUGUACAGCUCAAAAAACUUUGGUAGCUCAACAAAGCCACAUCAUCGACCGUUCUUUCUGUUCCGACCAUUCCAGGAAUUUUUUAUCAUGCUCCGCACUGGACUCUUCGGCCCACCUUCACCUGCCAGACGCGCUUCCUCCGCUUUUUGGACCGAAGCAAUGUCGAAGUACGUGAGGAUCCCGCAAUCACCGCUCCGCCUAUCCAGCG